CCGAUAAGUGAGAAUUGAAGACGCCAGGACGUUGUUGUGCCGUUUUGUCGUCGAGCGUCACGUCUUACUCGAGCCACGUUUCAUCUUGACGAGACGAUACGAACGCGAAUCUUGAGCGCAAGAAAGCGCGAAGGAGCGCGAGAGUGCGAAACGGCGACAGACGCGGCUCGCGCGUCAAAGCCGGAAGUUGGCCGCGUUUCAUUUCACAUUUGAGUCGCUCCAAGCGAAGAGCGACCCUCCGGACUUUUAUUUUUUGACGCGACGCGCCGGAAAUACGGAAUUGGGUUCAACCUCAGCCUUUGGAAGGAGGUGAGCGUGCGGGGUGAAAAAGUGUCAACAUUCGCCGCGAAUGUAACAUUGACGGCCGUCUUCUCCGCGACCGAAGACACCAUAUUUGUCCUCACGAGGUAACAAACGACCGUCGGUUCCAACCGCGCCGUCGCGGCGUUGCCGUCGACGCGUCGGCGUGUGUGCGCGCGCGGGCCGCGGAAACUUUUGCUCGGCAACUCGGCCGGUCCACCUUAAAGCGCACGAGCCGGGCAGCGUCUUCGGAGCCAGCGAUAACCCGGAAGUGGACCGCAUGGGAUUUUUCACAAUAGCGGGCAGUAUAAUGAAAAGUCACAGUUGUGGAUUUUCUUUUGACCCAACGCGCCGGAACUAUGUUUGUGUAUUCACUCGCGAUUGCUAAGCAAAGGACGGGGGUUGGUGGGGGGGGGGGGGGACAUUACCCGGCUAACGUUGUCGCCCGUUUCCGAGCGUUAUUUUAUUGAAGACAUGUUUUAGCCCGAGGUGAUUACGACCCUCCCGCGCUCUAUUUUUAUUUCGGACUUCGGAAACGCGCUCUCACUUUUGUCGGGCCGCGCGUCGCCGUGUGCUCCACCUUAAGCGAGGAAGGGAGGGCGAAAGUUUUGGGUCGCGACUCGGCCGGUCCACCUUAAGCGCACGAGCCAGACGCAGGCGAGCGGACGGCCGAAAGGGGUUCCGCUUCUCCGCCGCUGCAACUAACGCACCGGAGAGGGAAGACCCCCCCCCCCACUCUCGCUCUCUCUCCGCCUCCCCACACUCCCUCCCCCCCCCCCCUAAAAAAAAAUAAUAACACACAAAAAAAAGAAGGAGGAAAAUGUCCGACGCAAAGUACCGCGAGUGGAUCCUGGACACUAUCGACUCGCUGCGGUCGCGGAAAGCCCGGCCGGACUUGGAGCGAAUCUGCCGAAUGGUCCGGCGACGACACGGCUGCGAGCCCGACCAAACGUGCGGCGAGCUGGAGAAGCUCAUACGCGAGCAGACGGUGCUCAAAGUCAACUACAAGGGCUCCAUUUCGUACCGGAACGCCGCCAAGGUUCAGCGGAGGUGCCGCAAGAAGGACGACGCGGCGACGGCGGCGUCUUGUGUCGCGGCGGCGACGUCAGCGGCGGCGGCGGCGGCGGCCGUCAACGACGCCAGUCACUCGGACUUGAGCAACGGGGACAGCGCGCUCGGCCCCGCGGACCCGGACGACGACGACGAUGAGGCCGACACCUCCAUGGCGAUGGACACAGACAGCAACGUGGACGAGGAGGGGGGCGACGAGAGCCGCGACGGACCCUCCCCCUCCCUCGCGUGCCCGGCGCCGGCGGCCGUACUGCGAGCGGCGUCCGCCCCCUGCUCGCCCUCUCACGCGCGGCCCGGGCCCGGUCCCAACCCCGGCCCCGGUCUAGACUCUGCCCCCUCCUUCCGUGUGGCCUCCGCCAGGCCCAGCUCCCUGCCCCCCUCCAGCCCCAGGACCCUCGCACUCGCACAUGACUGGGCCAACGCGGUCAACGGGGUCAACGGUUGCCCGGUGGAGCGCCGGGACCAAGGAAUGCACAUAGACAAAGCGUGUCUCGCGAGCGUCCACCCCGCGUCCGUCUGCCCGAGCGCUCCCAAGGACAACGUGAAGGAGGAGGACAACAAGAUGGAGGACAGCAGCCCCCUCUCGGACCAGCUCGUACCGGACUACGCCGUGCAACUGGAGAGGAGCGGCGGCGGCGGCGACGCAUCCGAGGUUCGAGCGCAGACCCUGUCAUCGUCAGACGAUUGUACGUCAAAGGAGAACGCGGACACGCCGGCCUCCUUCGCCCAAGUCGAGAGCGUUCACGUCAACGGCGACGAUAAAAACCGCCAAGUCUCGGUGAAGAAGGAGAAGAUGAGUCCGAACUUGCUGCAGUGGACCGUGGCCGACGUGGCCGGUUACUUCGCCGACGCCGGCUUUCCGGAGCAGGCGCUGGCGUUUCGGACGCAGGAGAUCGACGGCAAGUCGCUUCUGCUCAUGCAGCGCAGCGACGUGCUGACCGGCCUGUCCAUCCGUUUGGGCCCGGCGCUCAAAAUCUACGAGCGCCACGUCAAGGUUCUGCAGAGGAGCCACUUCCUGGAAUGCGACGACCUCUGAUGGAUCGCAAAGACGAUGGGGAAAAUACACACACACACACACACACACACACACAAAAAUAUCCACCGGGAUCCUGCCACACAUCUUCAUAUAUAUUCGAUGAAUUGUAUAUAUGAAGGAGAGGACCAGUGACAAUGAAGAAACAAAACAAUCAUCCUACCUCUCAUGAUGAGCCUCAUCUCUUCCCCCCCCCUGUGCAAAAGGAGCAGUGGCCCUUUAAGAAAAGCCACGCGUGCACUUCCUGUGGAUGGACUUCCCUAGCGUGACUCUUUUUUUUUUUUUUUUUUUUUUGUUUUCCCUCCCACCAAAGUCGACGCAGGUAAAACAAAAGACACGCGCAUCCCGUAGCUGCUGACACGUGACGUCUCGUGAAUUUACCUCACUCGUUUUGUCUGCGUUGCGAGCGCGCUUGAUGAGAAACAAGACAAAAGGGGGCGACGUCGAGAUUUUCGGGCCAAGGCGGUGGACCAGAUGCAGAGUUUUCUGUAUUGCGCCUCAGCCGCUUCGUCUUGGUCGUGAUACGUGUCGGACGUUUGAAGCGUAGAACAUUCCAUUGGGUGUGAUAGUUUUUGUUUUUUGUUUUUUUGUUUUUGUUUUUUUUUUCAAAUCAAUCAGUACAUGCUUCCGACGAGAGUCGCCAAUAAAAGAUCACGCCUCUGUUCAAACUAUUUGUAUCAUUUUUUUAGUACAAUCGUGUAAAUUAACAAUUGUGUUCUGUAAGCAGUGAGCAACUCUAAGCAUCUGAUUUUGGAGUUGUUGUUUUCUUCCUUCAUCUCAAAUCAACACUCUCCAUUGGAAUGAAUAGAAAUGGAGUUAAUACGUUCCAGUCUUGCGGAAGGAAGUAUUAUUUUUAAAAUAGAAAAAUAG
Syngnathoides biaculeatus (alligator pipefish) is the source of this 3274-nucleotide messenger RNA. It is a transcript of the gene samd1a, whose product is annotated as sterile alpha motif domain containing 1a. The record is from RefSeq and is a predicted model, not a curated record. Lineage: Eukaryota; Metazoa; Chordata; Actinopteri; Syngnathiformes; Syngnathidae. The transcript is spliced from 7 exons. Gene Ontology annotation, molecular function: DNA binding; protein binding. The coding region runs from base 1121 to 2407 and encodes 428 amino acids.